AUGGGUCAUGGCACGAACAGAGUAGAAGAUAUGACGUCUCCCAACACCGCAACCGCUAGAGAAACGAUCGUGGAGAUACACAGCGUUUGUCUACCGCCCAAGAAAACAACAUUUCAGAAACUCAAGAAGCGCUUUGCUGAUGUUUUCUUUCCUGAUGAUCCGUUAGAGAGGUUUAGGAACCAAACAUGGAGAAACAAAGUGAUUCUUGGUCUUCAAAGCUUGUUUCCGAUAUUCACAUGGGGUUCUCAGUAUGAUCUCAAGCUUUUUAGGUCUGAUGUUAUCUCUGGUCUCACCAUUGCCAGUCUGGCCAUCCCUCAGGGAAUCAGCUAUGCCAAGCUAGCAAACUUACCACCUAUAGUUGGUCUUUAUUCAAGUUUUGUGCCACCACUUAUCUACUCAGUUCUUGGGAGUUCAAAACAUCUUGCAGUUGGUCCUGUCUCAAUUGCAUCACUUGUAAUGGGCUCCAUGUUAAGUGAGAGUGUUUCUCCAACACAAGACCCAGUUCUAUAUCUCAAAUUGGCAUUCACUUCAACUUUCUUUGCUGGUCUCUUCCAAGCCUCCCUCGGCCUUCUUAGGCUGGGAUUUUUGAUUGACUUUUUGUCAAAGCCAACUUUGGUUGGUUUCACUGCUGGUGCUGCUGUGAUUGUGUCACUUCAACAGCUUAAGGGCCUUCUUGGAAUUGUUCAUUUCACUGGCAAAAUGCAAUUUAUUCCUGUCAUGUCCUCUGUUUUCAACCAUAGAUCCGAAUGGUCAUGGGAAACUAUUGUGAUGGGGGUUGGCUUCUUGAUCAUUCUCCUAACCACAAGACACAUUAGCAUGAGGAAGCCAAAACUUUUCUGGAUAUCAGCUGCAUCACCUUUGGCAUCAGUUGUUAUCUCAACUCUUCUUGUUUUCCUCAUCAGGAACAAGACUCAUGCCAUCUCUUUUAUUGGACAUCUACCAAAGGGUUUGAAUCCACCUUCAUCAAACAUGUUGUACUUCAGUGGUACUCAUCUUGCUCUUGCCAUCAAGACCGGUAUCAUCACAGGGGUUCUCUCUCUUACAGAAGGGAUUGCUGUUGGGAGAACCUUUGCAUCUCUAAAGAACUAUCAAGUUAAUGGGAACAAAGAAAUGAUGGCUAUAGGUUUCAUGAACAUGGUUGGCUCUUGCACCUCUUGCUAUGUUACAACAGGUUCUUUCUCUAGAUCUGCUGUAAACUACAAUGCUGGAGCAAAAACAGCUGCUUCCAACAUUGUGUUGGCCUCGACAGUUCUUGUGACCCUCUUGUUUCUGAUGCCACUCUUCUACUACACUCCUAACUUGAUCCUAGCCGCCAUCAUCUUAACCGCAGUGAUAGGCCUCAUUGAUUAUCAAGCGGCUUACAAGCUCUACAAAGUUGACAAAUUCGAUUUCUUCACUUGCAUGUGUGCCUUCUUUGGUGUUCUCUUAGUCUCUGUGCCUCUUGGCCUAGCAAUAGCAGUGGUUGUUUCGGUUAUCAAGAUCUUGUUGCAUGUAACCAGGCCAAACACUUUAGAGUUUGGAAAUAUCCAAGGGACUCAGAUAUACCAGAGUCUUAAAAGAUACAGAGAAGCCUCAAGAAUCCAUGGUUUCUUGAUUCUUGCUGUUGAAUCUCCAAUAUACUUUGUCAAUAGCACUUACCUGCAAGAAAGGAUCUUGAGAUGGACAAGGGAAGAGGAAAGUCGGAUAAAGGAAAACAAUGGUAGUACCUUAAAAUGCAUAGUUCUUGACAUGACAGCUGUAUCUUCCAUAGACACAAGCGGGAUUGAGGCAUUGUUUGAACUUAGGAGGAGGCUAGAGAAGCAAUCACUUCAGCUUGUGCUGGUGAACCCUGUGGGAAGUGUGAUGGAAAAGCUACACAAGUCCAAGAUCAUUGAGUCAUUGGGGCUGAGUGGACUUUAUCUAACAGUUGGUGAAGCUGUUGCUGAUCUCUCAUCUACAUGGAAAGCUCAUGGCCAGCCAUGAAUUUGAGAGACUUUGAACUUCUACUAGAGAACUUGUAAAGGAUGGUUGUUUCUGAAGACUAAAGCAGCCUCUUGAGAAACAAUUUUUGGUGCUUGCCCUUAACUCCUUGAGGGUGUUUUGGUUUUAAUUGUAUAAUAAUAAAUGUAAUUUCAUUCUUUAACAUAUAGUUUAUGAAAUCAUAAUUUUAGACA
Molecule: messenger RNA, 2153 nt
Organism: Brassica rapa (field mustard)
Lineage: Eukaryota; Viridiplantae; Streptophyta; Magnoliopsida; Brassicales; Brassicaceae
Product: probable sulfate transporter 3.4
Biological process (GO): sulfate transmembrane transport
Cellular component (GO): membrane
Molecular function (GO): secondary active sulfate transmembrane transporter activity
Source: RefSeq, a predicted model, not a curated record